GCGCGCGCAGCUGCCGGCGGAGCGGGGGGCCCUGGCCCGUGCCCGCUUGUGCUCCGGCCCAUGUCCCGGCCCCCGGCGCUGCCCGGCUCCCCGCGCCGCUUCGGGGUGCUCAGCACCGCGCAGCUCCGCGCCCUGCUGCAGGACGAGCCCCGGCUGCAGCGCGCCGCCCGCCUCAGCAGGAAGUUUCAGAGUCUGCAGCUGGAGCGGGAGAUGUGUUUGGCUUCAAACUGCACCCUGGCCAGGGUGAACCUGUCCCUGCGCCCGCGGCUGGAGGACGGGAAGGCUUCCCUAGCCAUCAGGUACCAGGAGCUGCAGGAGAUACGAGAGGCAUGUUGGGACAAGCAGCAGCGUCUAGAGGCUUACCUGGAGAAGUGGAGCCCGCAGAGUGCCCUGAGCCAGCUCCAAGCCAAGCUCGAUGCCUCUGAGGCAGAGUCGGAGGCACAGAUAAAGCAGUUCCUGGCCCAGGACCUGCCCCUUGAUUCCUUUCUGGAGUCCUUCUGCCAGAGCCGCACACGCUCCCACAUCUGCCGGACACAGCUGGAGAAACUGCAGGAGCUGCUGCAGAAAGACCAGGUGGGCAGGGACCCUGUGGGCCCCAUGGGGUGCCCAGGUGCCCUGGCUAGCCCAGCACCAACCCGCCUUGCCCUGCUUCGGAAUGGAGUAGCCCCCAAAGCCUUCCAUCUCUCCUAUGGUUUUGUGCCUGCCUUUCUCAUCCCCUCGGAGGCUGUUGUGCCCUUUGCCAUGCCGGCUGUGCCUCGCAGACACCAUCUCCCAGCCCUGGGACACCAGCCAGCAUCUCCCCGCUCCAAAAUCCCCAGCCCGGGCUCACCCCUGCGCCUCGUUGGACACAUCCCCCUGCUCAGCCCCCAGCCCUUCUGCAGGCAGCAGUGGCUGUGACACCAGAAGCUGGAGCCUCCACACUGGUAGCAGGGCAGGGAUGGGGGAUCUUCCCGCUCCUGGUCCUGUGCCUCCACGGGGGCUGCACAGGAACACCCUGGCCAGGGAGCACGUGGGGGUGGGUUUGUGGUGUAGGCACAGCUCCGAGGGGCUGCGGUGUCUGUUGGGCAGGCAUGGGGUGGGUGCUCACAGGGGGUUGGUGGUGUUUGGCCGGGGGUGGGAUGGGGCGGGUGCUAUGGCCAGGCACUGCACUUGGGGAGCUGCUGGGGGGAGGUGUCUGCAUCCACAGCAAGAGGAACAGUGACAUGAGGUGGGCGCGGGUGGUUUGUAGGGACGUCGGUGGACUCUAUCAGGUGGGAGAUAGCAGGGAAGAGGGCCCAGGAGCAGUGGGCACCGUGUACUUUCUAAAUAAAGGCUCUUUUCCACUUUCUGUGUUA
Harpia harpyja (harpy eagle) is the source of this 1334-nucleotide messenger RNA. RefSeq names its product VPS37D subunit of ESCRT-I (gene VPS37D). The transcript is spliced from 4 exons. Bases 61 to 897 code for a protein of 278 amino acids. The record is from RefSeq and is a predicted model, not a curated record. Gene Ontology annotation, biological process: ubiquitin-dependent protein catabolic process via the multivesicular body sorting pathway; protein targeting to vacuole; protein targeting to membrane. Gene Ontology annotation, cellular component: ESCRT I complex. NCBI's taxonomy places the organism in Eukaryota, Metazoa, Chordata, Aves, Accipitriformes, Accipitridae.